GCUUAACUAUUCAUUUCCAACAUCAUGACACAAUAAAUCCUCAACUUGUCUGCACAUGCCUCCCACUCUUCCACAGUGCUUCGUCAUCAUUGUUGAUUCAGAUCUGAAGCUCCACACAUAACACAAGUGUAGUUGGAAGCUAAGCUUCUCAGGCAGGGAAAUUCCAACUUUGACCUCCUUUUCCGUACGACAAUGGCCCACUCAUUCCCAGAACAAGUGUUGAAGCACUUGUUUUCCUUCUUAACCUCAGACAAGGACCGGAACAGUGUAUCCUUAGUGUGUAAAUCAUGGUACGAGAUCGAAAGGCGGUGUAGGAAGAGAGUGUUCAUCGGGAACUGCUACUCUGUCAGCCCUGAGAUUAUGAUCAAACGGUUCCCUGAAGUCAGAUCUGUAACCCUGAAAGGGAAGCCACAUUUUGCAGACUUUAAUCUUGUUCCUGAGGGUUGGGGUGCCUAUGUUGAACCUUGGAUUAUUGCUAUGUCUAGGUCUUAUCCUUUGCUUGAAGAGAUUAGACUUAAGAGAAUGGUUGUCAGUGAUGAGUCUUUGGAGUUGAUUUCUACUUCCUUUGACAAUUUUAAACUGUUGGUCUUGUUGUCUUGUGAAGGCUUUACUACUGAUGGACUUGCUGCCAUUGCCGCUAACUGCAGGAAUCUGAGAGAACUAGACUUGGGAGAAAGUGAAGUGGAGGACCUAAGUAGCGAUUGGCUCAGUCAUUUUCCUGAUAGUUGUACUUCACUGGUGUCACUCAACAUUUCUUGUUUGGGUUCUGAGAUCAGCUUCUCAGAUCUGGAGUGUCUGAUUGCUCACUCUCCUAAUUUGAAGACACUUCGGCUCAGUCAAGCUGUGCCCCUUGAGAAGCUUCCAGACCUACUGUGCCACGCUUCCCAAUUGGUUGAAUUUGGUACAGGUGCCUACUCUUCUGAGGUACGGUCUGAUGUUUUCUCAAACUUGGAAGAAGCUUUUUCAGGCUGCAAGAGACUUGAAGGCUUGUCUGGAUUUUGGGAUGUCGAAGCAGGUUACCUUCCAGCUAUAUAUCCAGUUUGCUCCAGACUCACCUCACUGAAUUUAAGCUAUGCUACUAUUCAAAGCCCUGAUCUUGACAAGCUCAUAAGUCAGUGUCACAAUUUGCAGAGAUUGUGGGUACUAGACUACAUUGAAGAUACUGGUCUCCAGGCGCUUGCUGCUUCCUGUAAGAACCUUGAAGAACUUAGGGUGUUUCCUUCUGAUCCCUUUCUUCCAGAACCAAAUGUUAUCCUGACAGAGCAGGGCCUUGUAGCUGUCUCAGAAGGCUGCCCUAAGCUCCAAACAGUUUUAUACUUCUGCCGCCAAAUGACAAAUGCCGCUUUGGUUACUAUUGCUAGAAACCGACCUAACAUGAUCCGUUUUCGCUUGUGUGUUAUUGAACCUCGAGCUCCUGAUUACUUGACUCUUGAACCACUUGAUACUGGUUUUGGGGCAAUAGUGGAACAAUGCAAAGAGUUGCGGCGACUCUCUCUUUCUGGCCUCCUUACUGACCGUGUUUUUGAGUACAUUGGGACCCAUGCUAAGAAGUUAGAGAUGCUUUCCAUCGCUUUUGCUGGAGAUGGUGAUAUGGGCCUCCACCAUGUGCUCUCUGGUUGUGAGAGCCUCAGAAAACUAGAGAUCAGAGACUGCCCCUUUGGCGACGAGGCUCUUUUGGCUAAUGCUGCAAAGCUGGAGACAAUGAGAUCCCUUUGGAUGUCUUCUUGUUCAGUAAGUUUUGGAGCCUGUAAGCUGCUAGCUCAGAAGCUGCCUAAGCUUAAUGUUGAAGUUAUAGAUGAGAUGGGUCCUCCAGACACGCGGCCAGAAAGCAGCCCUGUUGAUAAACUUUACAUAUACCGAACAGUGGCUGGACCAAGGUUUGACAUGCCUGGUUUUGUUUGGACAUUGAAUGAAGAUGCCAAACAUUAGCAAUGGAAAUUCACAUUAGCUUCUGCAGGGGUGAUGGGCAAGCAUUCACCUUUAUGUUAUUAUUACUCCCUGUUUGUUUAAUCAGUCAUUAUGUAGAGCAGUGCUGGUUGAGGUGUGACAUGGCAGCCAAAAAGUGUUUGGUUCAAGAGCUCACAUGCCAUCCACUUUUACCUCUUGGCUGAGCUAAUUUACAGCAUUAACUUGUUUAAACUCUUUCGGAGUCGUUUGAUUUGGAACAAAGGUACUCGGGAUUAUAAUCCAAGUACCAACGACCACUCUACAUGUUGCUAUGUAUCAUUGGGAAUAAGAGUUACGAGUAUUCUGUUUUAGGGGAUGGGGUGCGUGUUUAACCAUGUACGUGCUAGCGAUUUGAAGACUUGUGCGUUGUAUGCAGCUAAUUUCAUAUCUUUUA
Molecule: messenger RNA, 2341 nt
Organism: Lycium ferocissimum
Lineage: Eukaryota; Viridiplantae; Streptophyta; Magnoliopsida; Solanales; Solanaceae
Product: protein TRANSPORT INHIBITOR RESPONSE 1-like
Exons: 3
Coding region: 193-1929 (578 amino acids)
Biological process (GO): SCF-dependent proteasomal ubiquitin-dependent protein catabolic process
Cellular component (GO): SCF ubiquitin ligase complex
Molecular function (GO): protein binding
Source: RefSeq, a predicted model, not a curated record